Cucurbita maxima (winter squash) is the source of this 1574-nucleotide messenger RNA. RefSeq names its product thaumatin-like protein 1b. Bases 349 to 1281 code for a protein of 310 amino acids. The transcript is spliced from 3 exons. Gene Ontology annotation, biological process: defense response. The record is from RefSeq and is a predicted model, not a curated record. Lineage: Eukaryota; Viridiplantae; Streptophyta; Magnoliopsida; Cucurbitales; Cucurbitaceae. Gene Ontology annotation, cellular component: extracellular region.
ACUCAACAAUGGCGGUUAUCUCUCUCUUCUUUCUCUCUCUUCUGCCUCUCCACUUGCGUUCUGACAAGCUCCGUUAUCACCCUUCCCGAUAUCUCCUUUAACCGCCAUAACAAAAAAGAAUAUCCUUCCUCUGCCCCACCACUCUCCCAGCACUUCUAGCCGUUGCCCAUACCCAUUCUCUCUCUCCUCUCCCUCUUAUAUAAAUACCCUUUCCUCUCCAUUCCUCCAUUUUUGCUCUGCAAUUUCUCUCCUUCGCCGGAGCAUCUUCAGAGCUUUGAUCCCGUUCCGAUCUUCUCUGACUGACGGCCUCUGUUUUUUCUUUCUUUUAAGAUUUCUGGGUUCGCCGCCAUGGAGGCCCGAAUUUCAUUCCUGUUGGGUGUUUCGAUUCUGAUGCUUGUGCUGCCAGGCGGGUUUCCGACAAGCUUUACUUUUGUGAACAAAUGUGGAUUCACAGUCUGGCCGGGCAUUCUGUCGAACGGUGGCGUUCCGCCGCUUUCCACCACUGGUUUCUCUCUCCAGUCUGGAGAAUCCAAGACGCUGCCUGCGCCGACGUCUUGGGGCGGCCGGUUCUGGGGCCGAACACUCUGUUCCGAAGAUUCCACCGGGAAAUUCUCCUGCGGUACUGGCGAUUGCGGCUCCGACAAACUUGAGUGCGCCGGAAAUGGAGCGAUGCCUCCGGCCACUCUGGCGGAAUUUACACUCGACGGCUCCGGCGGCCUUGAUUUCUUCGACGUCAGUCUGGUGGACGGUUACAAUCUUCCAAUGAUGGUAGUGCCACAAGGCGGCUCCGGUGACAAUUGCACUAGCACCGGCUGCGUUGUGGAUCUAAACGAUGCGUGUCCUUCAGAGCUGCGCGUGAUGAGCUCUGACGGAAGAGAGAGCGUCGCGUGUAAAAGCGCGUGUGGUGCCUUCAACCAACCGCAGUAUUGUUGUACAGGCGCGUACCAAACACCUGAUACUUGUCAGCCGUCGAUGUACUCUCAGAUCUUUAAGAAAGCGUGCCCACGCGCUUAUAGCUACGCGUAUGAUGACAAGACGAGUACCUUCACAUGCGCCAGUGCCGAUUAUGUUAUCACCUUCUGUCCAUCGCCAAACACCAGCCAAAAGUCAUCCGAUGCACAGAACUCACCGGCGACGGCGAACCGAUCUUCCAGCGGCGAUGUUGGUAUGGUGUACGAAGCCGGAUCCCUGAUCCAAACCGACGCAGCGCCGCCGCGUAUGGCCGGAAUAUCAGCGGUUGGUACGGUGGCGAUUUGGUGGUUAUGGCAGUUCUACUUCUGACGAGGAUAGACCAAGACCAUAACGCACAUCUAUAUUCGGGUUCAGGCGUGAUGGGCCUUAUUAUGGGCCCACGAGUAAUUGACUAUGACGUUAAAAGCCCAGACUCCAGCCGAUGAGAAACCGUGACCAAUCGGCGAGGAAAGGGAAAAAUAAAUCGGCGAGGGCCAACAAAUCGGAUUUAUCUAAACUUAAGGGUUGAUUUUUAAUUAGAUUUUUUUGGAGGGAUUGAAAAAGAAAUGGGGAUUCAUUUUUAGACGUAAUUGUGAUAAGGAUAUAAUAAAAUUUUAGGUAAU